AUGCAAGGAUCCGCGAUUGUUGCCCUCGUUUUUCUCGCCAUCAUUGCAGUUUCAGCUGUUGUAAACGCUGCUCCGCAAGCUCCGCCCACAUCGUGUUCUGUUGAUGAGCGAUCAAAUAUGCCAUGCGUGUGCUGUAAGAAGGAUUGCUGGUACUCAAUUGCUGCGGCGGCCACCCACGAACUUGGUCAUAUGCCUGGCGAGGCUGGCGAACGCGAAGCGAUGGCUACGCUCAAGUUGAUCCGCGCAUGCAUGAUCACCGAAUGUGCAAAUGUGUGCCUCGCCUCGCCGUUCUAG
Molecule: messenger RNA, 294 nt
Organism: Caenorhabditis bovis
Lineage: Eukaryota; Metazoa; Nematoda; Chromadorea; Rhabditida; Rhabditidae
Source: the annotation of a GenBank genome assembly